Prunus dulcis (almond) is the source of this 1131-nucleotide messenger RNA. RefSeq names its product putative serine/threonine-protein kinase. The record is from RefSeq and is a predicted model, not a curated record. NCBI's taxonomy places the organism in Eukaryota, Viridiplantae, Streptophyta, Magnoliopsida, Rosales, Rosaceae. Gene Ontology annotation, biological process: protein phosphorylation. Gene Ontology annotation, molecular function: ATP binding; protein kinase activity. The transcript has 2 exons. The coding region runs from base 1 to 1131 and encodes 376 amino acids.
AUGGUACCUUGCCCCAGGAAUUGGCCCAUUUACUCGGACUGCAGUCGAUUAACUUCGGAUUCAACAAUUUUAUGGGAACCAUUCCAGUGUGGUUCGGGUCCUUAUCCAAACUUCAAGCCUUCAAUAUUUUUGGUAAUCAGUUUUCAGGUUCCAUGCCUGCUGCAAUCUUCAACUUAUCUGCACUGCAAGUAUUUAAUAUGGAAAAUAACCAGCUAUCAGGCGCGCACCAACAACCAUCUAAGGGCAACAAAUAGAUUUCAUGAAAGCAACUUACUUGGCACUGGGGGUUUUGGCUCAGUAUACAAAGGCACAAUUUCAGAUGGGAUAGAUGUUGCUGUAAAGGUUUUCAAUUUACAGAUUGAAGGGGCUUUCAAGAGUUUUGAUAGUGAAUGUGAUGUGCUGAGCAAUAUUCGUCACCGAAAUCUUAUCAAAAUCAUCAGUUGUUGCAGUCAACCUGAUUUCAGAGCCUUGGUACUACAAUACAUGUCUAAUGGGAGCCUUGAGAAUCAAAACUCUCCUUUGAAUAUCCUACAAAGGUUGAAUAUAAUGACAGAUGUUGCAUCCGCAUUGGAAUACCUUCAUCAUGAUCAUGGUCCGAAUCAUGUUGUCCAUUGUGAUGUGAAGCCAGGCAACAUACUACUUGAUGAUGAUAUGGUUGCACAUGUUGCUGAUCUCGGCAUUGCAAGACUCUUAGGUGAAGGAGAUUCUAUGACCCAAACCAUGACCCUUGCCACAAUUGGGUAUAUGGCUCCAGAGUUUGGAAUGGAAGGAAUCAUUUCAACCAGAGGAGAUGUGUAUAGUUUCGGUAUUGUACUAAUGGAGACAUUCACAAGAAGGAAGCCAACUGAUGAAAUGUUUGUUGGGGAGAUGAAUUUAAAGCAAUGGAUUGCAAAUUCACUACUUCCAGAUGCUGCAAUUGUUGAAGUUGUUGAUGCCGAUUUACUUGGGACAGAGGAAGAUGGUGAUUUUGUGAGCAGGAGGGAUUGCUUAUCAUCCAUUAUGAGAUUAGCUCUAGCUUGUUGUGCAGAAUUGCCGAAAGAGAGGAUUAACAUGCAAGAAGCUCUAGUCACACUCAAUAAAAUCAAGAUUAAGUUUUUGAAGGACAUAAAGUCAAGCAAACAUUCUGCAUAA